Messenger RNA from Ilyonectria robusta, 2233 nucleotides. Its product is annotated as putative transcriptional activator protein acu-15. Gene Ontology annotation, molecular function: DNA-binding transcription factor activity, RNA polymerase II-specific; zinc ion binding; sequence-specific DNA binding. Lineage: Eukaryota; Fungi; Ascomycota; Sordariomycetes; Hypocreales; Nectriaceae. The transcript is spliced from 7 exons. The record is from RefSeq and is a predicted model, not a curated record. Bases 176 to 2206 code for a protein of 676 amino acids. Gene Ontology annotation, biological process: DNA-templated transcription; positive regulation of transcription by RNA polymerase II.
AAUACACAUCGAGAGCAGCGAUAGGCUUACCCGACACCUCUUAAAAUACUGUACGUUCGUAGCCUUACUUCAAUCCAACCAACCAACGGACCCGUCUCUCAAGGGCUACUACACGUUCUAGCACUCCAACUAUCUCAAACUGGCUGAGGCAUCAUCUACCAUCGCCCUUUGCUCAAUGUUUCCUAAUGCAAGAAACGCACACAGUCGGCCAGGUCGAGGCACUCAACGGAUACGUUCUGUGAAUAGGACAUUGGUAGCCUGCGUAAAUUGCAAGGAGAAGAAGCUAAAGUGCGACAACAAGGUCUCAGGAUGUGAGAACUGUCGGCGUUCUAGUUUGACGUGUCUUGUGGAAGACCCAACCACGAAGAGACAUCGACCGCGAGACUACCUUGAAACAUUAGAACAACGUGUGGCGUUCCUCGAGGGCGUGUUGAAACAGUAUCGACCAGAUCUAGCCAACGAUCAUCUCUUUCAAAAUGAUGCUCUUCAGCCAGAAUUACAGCCUAACUCUUCUACGAGCACAAGGCCUAUUGAAGAUCAGUCCCGCGGCCCGUCAGCAUUACCCACAACUGAGGAAGACGAUGAACCUGCCGGGCUUGACGAGUUGGCCUCGAAAGUUGGUCUAUUGAGUCUGAAUGCGGCUGGAGCAGAACCUCAUUACUUAGGUUCAUCUUCAACCUUUGCUUUCUCACGACUGAUCAACUCGUCACUUCGCCAAGUGGUAUUAACAAAUUCCAACGAUGCAAGCGCAUUUGGCCGAAAUGAAAGCGAUUUGCCCAUCAUACCAACACCAUGCCUACUACCUGACCACGAUGUUGCCGUCAAGCUUAGUGAUGCUUAUUUUCAAAACAUUCACACCCAGUACCCUUUUUUACAUGAACCAACAUUCAGAACAUGGGAGGCGACAAUAGCGAGCGGGGCAGAUGAGUUUGAGACCUUUAUGUCUAACCCAGCACCUAUGUUCUUCUUAAAUAUGGUGUAUGCCGUUGGAGCUUUGCUCUUACCAAGUUACGGAUACUCAGCUGAGCGGUUAUACAUCUCGGCGCAAAUGUACAUUGAUCACAUAUUAUCGCGUGAUAGCCUGGAAGCAAUACAGGCCAUAUUGUGUUGCGCGGUGUAUUCUCUUCGAUCUUCGAUCGGUACAUCACAUUGGAAAUUGGCUGGAUUAGCCCUACGACAGUGCAUUGAUCUCGGCUAUCACCGCAACUCCAAACACUUCAACUCGAGAACGGAUCCCCUCCGGCUGGAACUGCGCAAGAGAGUAUUCUGGUGUGCCUACGUAAUGGAGACCCAGGCUGCUGUUAUGCUGGGCCGACCUCAUGGCAUCCCCUACCAGGAGGUUGACGCCGAGUACCCAAUAGAUAUUGAUGAUUCAUGUAUUACAGACGCUGGAAUUCAUGGUACACCACGGAAUUCCCGCACUGAUCCCUCGACGAGUAUGACGCGAGCAAUUCACACAUUCCGGAUUCGGCGACUGUUAAGUCGCAUCCACAGCUCUCUCUACUCAAAGAAUGCGUGUUGUUGUUCGGCGAAGCAAGCCAAUCACAAUCAUGUCCAGCAACUUCGUGUCGAGGUUGAGAGUUGGCGCGCUGGAAUCCCCCCAUCUCCACCUUGUACGGGCAAAGAACUGUCACUUUUUGAAACCUCAGACUGGUUUGAUAUGGAGUAUAACUACACCAUCCUACAGCUUUACCGAGCUCAAAUUAUAGAUCGCCAAGCUGGAGCCGCAGAUAGCGUUUUUCUCGACUGUCUGAAGGCCGCAGAGAGUAUCUGCCACAGCUAUCGUCGCCAAUUUCUUGGAAAGCCAACAAGCUAUACGUGGUCGGCGCUUCACGAGCUAUUCCUGGCAGGACUGACAUAUCUCCACUGCCUCUGGACAUCGCCCGCAACACGCGCUGCCCAUCGUCAGGGCCAAGUGAGCAGCACUUGCACCGACUGCACAAUUGUUUUGGUGUUGAUAGCAGAGCGAUGGGAAGCUGCAGCACCGUACCGUAACAUUUUUGAAACACUUGCCAAUCGGACCAUAACGAUGAUGGAUGAUAGGAGUGAUGGGAAACAGACUCUUCCGAAUGCUUCAACGGGAACUGAUAAUUCCAGUGAAGGAGAUUUAACGGAGUGGAUGACGAGUGUGGUUGAUGUAGGCAUGUCUAAUGGGUUGGAUGAGCUAUUGGCAGGCCUGGUUAGCGACUUUCCACCUUACGGGUAGUAUUCUUAAUACUGAAUGUUUCGAUAA